Messenger RNA from Acanthoscelides obtectus, 522 nucleotides. The record is from the annotation of a GenBank genome assembly. NCBI's taxonomy places the organism in Eukaryota, Metazoa, Arthropoda, Insecta, Coleoptera, Chrysomelidae.
AAUUUUAAUUGCUGAAAAUUUACAAUUCAAUGGUUAACAUUUUUCCACAAUUAUUGUUAUUAAAUAAAACCAUUUCAUAUCCUUCUUGGAAAAAAUUAACCCUUCAUGAGUAGUGGGGAGGGGGAGGCAGGUAGAUGAUUUUAGCACAACUUCAGCUUCUUUCAUCUCAUCCUUCAGCUGCUCAACAAGUGCCUCCUUACCCUGAAGUGCCGCCUCUGCUGCUUUGGCUGCCUCCAUGGCCUUCUCUGCCAAUUGCUCCUUCACCUGGUGAGCAGCUUGCUGGCCCGCUUGUUGUUGCGCGUCUUCAGCCGCUUUGGCUUCUUGGGCUGCUUUCAUGGCCACAUUGGAUGCUUGCAUUUUGCCAGCAACACCACCUCCUCCUGCGCUCCCGACUCCUACCCUGGAGCACUCUGUCGCGCAUAUAGCGUAUGGAACGAACAACAGGAUCACUGUGUAGGAGAGCAUAUUCAUAUUGACAUUUUACAAAAAUCGACAGGUUUGACAAAUGAGACGAUUCGCAGA